Arabidopsis thaliana (thale cress) is the source of this 820-nucleotide messenger RNA. Its product is annotated as LURP-one-like protein (DUF567). The transcript has 3 exons. NCBI's taxonomy places the organism in Eukaryota, Viridiplantae, Streptophyta, Magnoliopsida, Brassicales, Brassicaceae. The record is from RefSeq and is marked reviewed. The coding region runs from base 101 to 694 and encodes 197 amino acids.
GUAAUAUAAAAGAAAAAAUUGAGAAAAAAUCAAGACAAUGCGAUCCUUUAAUUAGAAAUCUUGUAUCAGACAGACUUGUUCAUUAUUUUGUUGGAUAAAAAUGGUGAGUGUUGUGGGAGAGAUGUUUUGUAAUCCGUACACGACGGAGCUGGUGGUGAGAAGGCGGCGUGAGAGCCUGAAAAGGGAACGCUACGACGUUUUCGAUCUUUCUAACAAUCUCAUCUUCACCGUGGACGGUGGCAUUUGGAACAUCCGCCGUAAACGUGUCCUCCGUGACGCCGCCGGAAUUCCUCUUCUCUCCAUGCGUACUAAGGGACUAGUACCAAUGCGAUACAAUUGGGAAGUAUACAAAGGAGAUAGCACAGAAUCUGAUAAUCUUCUUUUCUCAGCAAGGGAACCAAAUCUAUUAUCCUUCAAAACAUCACUUGAUGUCACUUUACCGCCAGACCAAUCUUCAACGGACAUAAGUAGUGUCGAGCCAGAUUUUCAAACAUUUGGUCGUUAUAUCGGCUCUUCUUUCAAACUCUUCGAGCCAAUUCACAAUACUCUUCUUGCUGAGGUGGUUCAUGAUUUCACAUGGGGAGGACUCAUAAAAGGGAGUUACAGCUUCAAAGUGAGAGUUAAUCCAUAUGUGGAUUUCGCAUUUGUCGUGGCGUUACUUGUAAUCACAGAUGAUACUUCCAAUCUACGUUAGACAAAAAAAAACUACUGUUUCAGUAUACAUUUUUGUUCAAAUGUUUUAGAUAAAUGGGUUUGUAAUAUACAUAAAUAUUUUGGAUAACAUUUCAUGAAUAUUUUGGGUAUGGGAGACAUCAAAAAC